Messenger RNA from Pleurotus ostreatus (oyster mushroom), 654 nucleotides. Its product is annotated as ubiquitinyl hydrolase 1. The record is from RefSeq and is a predicted model, not a curated record. Gene Ontology annotation, biological process: protein deubiquitination; ubiquitin-dependent protein catabolic process. Bases 1 to 654 code for a protein of 217 amino acids. Gene Ontology annotation, molecular function: cysteine-type deubiquitinase activity. Gene Ontology annotation, cellular component: cytoplasm. NCBI's taxonomy places the organism in Eukaryota, Fungi, Basidiomycota, Agaricomycetes, Agaricales, Pleurotaceae. The transcript has 5 exons.
AUGGUCCCACAGCCCACUAAGGCUCUCAUCCUUAUAUUCCCCCUCUCUGGGCAAAUAAAGGAGAAGCAUCAAGCGGAGGACGAGAAGCUGAAGAAUGAGGGCGGUGGGGUUCCUGUUGAUCCUACUGUGAUAUGGAUCAAACAGACAAUCAGAAAUGCUUGCGGAACGAUGGCGCUGUUGCAUUCCCUGAUGAACAGCGACGUGACUUUCGCGCCCCACAGUGCUUUGUACCAAUUCGUCGAGCAGUGCCAGAACAUAACACCUGACGAGCGCGCGCAUCUCCUCGAAACUACGACCCUGUUCAGCCACAUCCACGCGGACACCGCGUCGCAAGGGCAGUCGGCCGUCACUGACGAGGUGAUGAACACGGACCUGCACUUCGCGGCGUUCGUCGCGGCGCCGGAGCCUGAUCUACGGGAGAAGGCGAGCACUGGGCAGGGUGUGGCUGAGGCGGCAGCUGCUGAUGAUGCGGUGAAGGAUACGAAGGCCACCGGAAUGCGACUGAUCGAACUUGAUGGGACGAGGAGCGGUCCCUUGGAUAGAGGCCCUUGCAAUGAUUUCCUCGCCGACGCUGCGAGGUAUAUCAGAGAAAAUUACAUCUCGUCUUCGUCGAGUGUGCAAUUCAGCAUUCUUGCACUGGGCCCCCCGGCAUGA